Messenger RNA from Venustampulla echinocandica, 450 nucleotides. RefSeq lists its product as uncharacterized. The transcript has a single exon. The record is from RefSeq and is a predicted model, not a curated record. Lineage: Eukaryota; Fungi; Ascomycota; Leotiomycetes; Helotiales; Pleuroascaceae. The coding region runs from base 1 to 450 and encodes 149 amino acids.
AUGACUAUGCCCUCUCCAGAAAUGGGGGAGUUUAAGCGGAAGUUCAAUAAGCUAGCAACAAAGCAGUUAGGAAUAUUUGCGGAGAAGACCAGGAAGAAGGUCGCUCAGGAGCUAAGCCAUCUGGAACCUCCGAGCUACCGUGCUCAUCUGUUUGAUGAGGCCUUGAAGUAUUGGAUGGACAGCUAUGCAAUUGAGAAAAGGAGGAUGAUGAGGCGGGGUUGUGGACCGUCACAGGACUUGGAUUGGAUCAAUUUUUUGGCCCUGGCUUCAGUUCCUGCAAAGUCGACUGAGAUGGUCCCGGAUGUGUAUGCGAAUGUAUCAAGGGAGGAGUCAGAAGGAGAGAAUAAGGAUCCAUUAGGUUUUACCUUCUUCAUGGUUAGCAUCCUGGCCGGGCUAGGCGUGCUCUUCCUAAUUUCCAUUUCCUCUCAUGGAUGGCUGUGGGAGAUCUGA